CCUAAUCCAUCAGAACAUCGUUGGCAGCAAACAUGACAACGACAGGUUCAGGCCGUGCUAGCAGCUGCACUCGUAUCUACGUCGUUGGUCCAUCGUCAACAGGAAAGACGACGUUGUGCGACGCUCUGGCAAAGAAGCUAGAUCUUCACGAUUCCGCAUAUAUCACGGAGGUGGCACGUACUGUCAUCAAAGAACGAGGGUUCACGAGGGCGCAUAUAGGGCUGCUAGAGAUGCAGGAGGCCAUCAUGGAUGCGCAGAUAGAGCGUGAGAGCGGGACUCGAGGAUCAUAUCCUGUGCAGGUAUUUGAUCGGUCGGCCGUGGAUCCAAUCGUCUAUGGUGUCUUGACUGGAGGGACGGAUCAUGACGGGAAGGAACGACAGGAGAGCUUGUCGAGAAAGGAGAACUUCCAAGCAACGCUUGAAGAGUAUAGAAGUUCACGUUCAUUCUUUUUUCUCCUUGGUCCAGUGGAAGAAUGGUUGGUGGAUGAUGGUACGAGGCAUUUGGAUAACGGGAAAGAGUGCUUUGGUAUUUUCGAGGCGGUUUUGUCGGAUUUGGAGAUUUCGUAUUUCGUUAUUGGAGAGAACAUGAAGAAAUUAGAUGAUAGAACGUCUGUAGUCCUUAAACGAGCUUGCUUGCAGUAGUAAUGCAUACUCGUAGAGGUACUACCUUAUCCCGAGAGCAAUUAACUCAGUCACUAACUAUGUUGGGAUGGAAAAUCUC
Messenger RNA from Guyanagaster necrorhizus, 720 nucleotides. RefSeq lists its product as uncharacterized. NCBI's taxonomy places the organism in Eukaryota, Fungi, Basidiomycota, Agaricomycetes, Agaricales, Physalacriaceae. Bases 33 to 641 code for a protein of 202 amino acids. The transcript is spliced from 2 exons. The record is from RefSeq and is a predicted model, not a curated record.